GUUAGCUUGCAUUUUUCAUCGUAAGUGUAACACUAGUCUUUCUAACCAUGGACAGCCCUUCCAGUCCCACAGUUCACCGCCAAUCCCACUAAGCCAUAAACCAUGGAGCUCUCUCUGACUUUCAGAUCCCGAUCACCUUUCCUUCCCCCUAAACGCAACUCUUCAUCCACUCAUCCACCAAAGCUCUCGAUACCCAUCAUUUCUCCCACACCAGCCCUUCAACUUCAGGGAACUCAUCGCCUAACGGUCGAAGCAGCUGCACGGAAGAAGAAGAAGAAGAAGAUUGAGGGAGUCAGUGAAGAGUUGAACUCGAUUGUUUCACUGAAUCUUGACUAUGCUUCUGCUCGUAGAAGAGUUCGAUCUGCUUUCAUGGAAGUGCAGCAGCAACUUGAUCAUUGCUUGUUCAAGAUGGCUCCUCCUGGUGUAAUAACAGACGAGUGGAUUGAAAGGAAUUCAAAGGUAUUGGAGAUUUUCUUUAGAAGCUGGAUGCCAGAACCAAGGAUGAAAAUUAAAGGUGCUGUAUGUUUUUGCCAUGGAUAUGGUGAUAGUUGCACGUUCUUCUUUGAAGGCAUUGCUAGGUUCAUUGCCGCAUCUGGCUAUGGGGUUUAUGCUAUUGAUCAUCCGGGAUUUGGUCUUUCUGGUGAACUUCAAUUAAAAUAUAUUCCAACUCUGGUUGGGGUCAUAAGGCACCCAUCAACAGGCCCCACCACUGGGUCAACCGAUAGCACUUCUGACUUUUCACAUUCUGUAUUUGGAACAUUUUGUUUUGACAUAAACUUUGUUGCCGCUAAGAUUGAAGAUGAUGUGACUCCUUCAGAACCAGUUUUGAAGUUUUUGACCCUUCUGGCUAAAGUUAUGCCAACAGCAAAGCUUGUCCCACAGAAAGAUCUAGCUGAACUGAUGUUCCGAGAGCCAAGGAAACAGAAGAUGGCUGUUUACAAUGUGAUCUCUUAUGAUGAUCGAGUGCGAUUGAGAACUGCUGUUGAACUCUUAAAGGCUACCAAAGAAAUUGAGAUGCAAAUGGAGAAGGUUUCAUCCCCACUGCUGAUUCUUCAUGGAGCUGCAGAUAACGUGACAGAUCCAUUAGUAAGCCAGUUUCUUUACGAAAAUGCUUCGAGCAAGGACAAAACCCUGAAGCUGUAUGAAGAAGGCUAUCACUGCAUUCUGGAAGGGGAACCUGAUGACAGAAUCUAUACUGUUCUUAAUGAUAUUAUUGAAUGGCUUGAUGCUCGGUGCUAGGUUUAGUAAAAUUAUUGACAUGCAGUGGUUAUUUUCCCUGCUGCUAUAUCUCCACUCAAUGCUACCAAGUUUUCAGAACUUUAGUAGUUAGGAUUGAUAUUUUCAAAGCAGUUAAAGACCAAAAAAAGUCAAUGUCAAUUCAGGAGGUGGGGAGGGCCACUCUGCUAAGUCAACAUUCUGUAAUUGGAGAAAAUGAAAUGGGUUCAAAGUUUUGUUUUAUAUAUUUCAUUCCAGCUGUUAUGGUGCUCCCCGGUACAUUGAUGCUGAAGUUUUCAUAGCACAAUAAAGAAUUGAUAAGCUGUUAGGUGAAGGUCCAUUAUUUAUGUAGGAUUUUGUAGGCUUUAUUUGAAAAAAAGGAAC
Messenger RNA from Durio zibethinus, 1599 nucleotides. Lineage: Eukaryota; Viridiplantae; Streptophyta; Magnoliopsida; Malvales; Malvaceae. The record is from RefSeq and is a predicted model, not a curated record.